GCUGCCCCUGUGGCCCCUGGGGCGGGGGCUGCUGCGGCGCCAGCUCCAAGGGCGGAUCCAGGCGGGAGGGGCCUCCUGGGAGAAGCGGGGCGCGGUCCCAACUACGCAGAGGCUCGCACGCCGACCCUCCACACCUCACUACGCCCCCAUCUCCGUCCGUGUACACACACUCACGCAAGCACGCCAACCCCACCUAGAUGCAAAGCAGGAUUCAAAAGAACAUCUUUGCGUUUUCUACCGGCUCCCCAUCGUCGUACUAGGGAGGAAGAAGCGGGUGAGAAACAAAACUUCUUUCCAUUGUCCUUCCCGUUUCUGCCGACUUGUUCUGAGGCCGAGGCACCUCUAAGGUACUGAUGGCUCUGGCGAGGACCCAUUCAUUCCUUCUGCUUUUGCUGCUGACCCUGCUGGGGCUGGGGCUGGUCCAGCCCUCCUAUGGCCAGGAUGGCAUGUACCAGCGAUUCCUGCGGCAACAUGUGCACCCUGAGGAGACAGGUGGCAAUGAUCGCUACUGCAACUUGAUGAUGCAAAGACGGAAGAUGACUUUGUAUCACUGCAAGCGCUUCAACACCUUCAUCCAUGAAGAUAUCUGGAACAUUCGUAGUAUCUGCAGCACCACCAAUAUCCAAUGCAAGAAUGGCAAGAUGAACUGCCAUGAGGGUGUAGUGAAGGUCACAGACUGCAGGGACACAGGAAGUUCCAAGGCACCCAACUGCAGAUAUCGGGCCAUGGCGAGCAUUAGACCUGUUGUCAUUGCCUGUGAGGGUAACCCACAGGUGCCUGUGCACUUUGACGGUUAGAUGCCACCCUGUAGGGAUUAUCACGAGUGGUUGAUCCUACAUUUACUCCUUAAAUAGCAGUGAGUAAUGCAUUUGAGCUGUCCCAGGCUCUGUCUCCUCAGCUCAUUUCUUAUUCUUUUUCUCUAUAUAACUCAUUCUAAUAAAUACAUUGCACCAAAGAGAAAUGGAGACAUAAACCUAUAAUGAAUGAGGCUGGGCUUUUCUGUAAUAAGCUUCCUUUUAUAAUACUGGUCAGCUUAGCUCUCUCAGAUCCUAUCCUGUGGAAUUUAGUUAUUAUGUGUAUUUAUGUAGUAUUUCAAACAUUUCAAAAUGCUUUCAUCUAUGUUUAUCACAUUUUAAUACCACAGCACUUAUAAUGAUGUCAUUACAUAUAGAAGCUCAAAGUUAAGGGAUUUGCUGAAGACUAUAAAGUUAAUGGAAGAAUUGAGACAAAAAUCCAGUGUAGCUGGCCACUUAUCCAGGGCUUUUUCUACUUCAUCACAAGGAAUGUUUUGAAAGUGUCUGCUUUUUUUAUCCUUAAAAUUCACCUGUCGGGGGAGGCAUUAAAAAUUUGGAAAUGUAUGCCAGCAAAAUGUGAGCUCUGUAUUUUUUGGCAUUCUUAUGUUUUGGUUGAAUAAGAUUAAGAGGCCGGGCGCGGUGGCUCACACUUGUAAUCCCAGCACUUUGGGAGGCCAAGGCGGGCGGAUCACAAGG
Messenger RNA from Nomascus leucogenys (northern white-cheeked gibbon), 1490 nucleotides. Its product is annotated as ribonuclease 4. Gene Ontology annotation, molecular function: RNA nuclease activity; nucleic acid binding. Lineage: Eukaryota; Metazoa; Chordata; Mammalia; Primates; Hylobatidae. The record is from RefSeq and is a predicted model, not a curated record.